UUACGUGGGAAUGAUGACAACAAAUAAAAAUUUCAUCGAAUGAUUACGCUUUUCAUGCGUACGGUUUAUUGCAAAAAAUUUUAAAUUAAAAUUUUAUGAACCCCUGAAAUCAUCACUGGCCUCUAAGCCUGCAAUAGAUCGAAUUGGUCAUCCACCUUCCAAUAUAAUAUAACAAAAAGCGCCAUUUAAAGUCACGGAAAAGCCGGUGACGUGAUAAAAUUCAGGCUUCUUCGGCUUUUCUGCCUCUGUUUGAGUUUGAAUGCUGAUUAUGAGACCGUCGAUCAUUGUACUUUACUUCUCCAUCCUGCUCCACCUCCGCCGCUCCUUAAUAUCCUUUGCUCCAAAUAGGCAUUCUGGUUUUGCUUGAUCGGAAAAUUUACUGCCAUGUACACGAAAAUAUUUUUUUAGCCCUGUGUUAAAUUUUAAUUAAUUGUAAAAUGUGGUUGCCGCGGUCUUGUACCGUUUUCACACUUUCCACGACGUUUUCCCUUUAGAAGGGAAUUAAUUUUAAUUAAAUUAAUCAAAUCAACCAUCAAUUUCCUUUCCUUAAUGGUUUGAUUUUCCUUAAAGAACUGCUAUAAAAGGCCGUCGGCUCUUUUUCCACUCGCACUUCUUCUGCUUUCAGAGGAGGAAUCACGUAUUUUUUGGCUCAAAUUCUCUUUUUCUUUCGGAAGAAAUGCCGAUGUUGUGGUUGAUCUGUUUCGUCCUGCUCUUCUCGGCGGAUGCCACUGCCAAAGAGGAUGAUAAUCCUAACUGUGACGCAUCCGCUACCAAAUAUCUGUUAAACCAGGUGUUGACAAUUAUGGACGAACAAGACUCUGCAAUCUUCAAGUACAGAAACCUGAUCAGCAAUGCGCAAAAUGAUUUAAAAUCGGAAAUAAACCAACUCAAAUUGGACGGCAAAAAUUCUAAAGACGAAAUGCAGAAGAUGAUGUUGGAUCUAAAAAAUGAAUUCCAAAAUUCGAUGAAAGAGUUGGCGAAUGAUGUGGUUGCCAUUCGAAACCGUUUGGGAGUGACGAACCCGUUGAAUGGAAAAAUUUAUCAUUUCUCAACCAAUGGAAAAACUUGGGAGCAAUCGAAGAAGCAUUGCGAGCAGAUCGGAAUGCGCUUGGCGUCGGCAAAGACUCCAGAGGAAUUAAAUUUCCUGCAUCAGACUAUAAAAGUUCUACCUAAAACAGACAAUAACUUCUGGCUGUCGGCGUCGAACAUUGGGCAAAAAGGAUUAGAAUUCAAGUGGCUGGACGGUGACGUGCUUCCCAACAACGAAAGUUCCCUGUGGCAUAAUGGAGUUUUCAAUAAUUACGGUAAAACUGACGAUAAUGUGUGCGCUGUCAUUUAUGUGAAUAAGUUGCGUUAUGAUCGCUGUGGAAGCCAUCACAAUUUUAUAUGCCAAUUUUUUAAUGUCUUAUAAAGCACAGAAUGAAGACAAUAUUUAAUAGAUGUUUUUUCCGUCCGUGUGUUAAUUUUCAAAUAAACUGCAUUGGUAAUA
Molecule: messenger RNA, 1489 nt
Organism: Cloeon dipterum
Lineage: Eukaryota; Metazoa; Arthropoda; Insecta; Ephemeroptera; Baetidae
Product: C-type lectin domain family 4 member M-like
Exons: 8
Coding region: 677-1411 (244 amino acids)
Source: RefSeq, a predicted model, not a curated record